AUGGUUCUUCAAAACGAUAUUGAUCUGCUUAACCCACCUGCUGAGAUCGAGAAGUCCAGACACAAGCUCAAGCGCCUUGUUCAAUCUCCUAAUUCAUCUUUCAUGGAUGUCAAGUGCCAUGGCUGCUUUAACAUUACGACGAUAUUCAGCCACUCGCAGACGGUGGUGUUAUGUGGAAACUGCCGGACAGUCCUGUGCCGACCCACAGGAGGAAAGGCAAGGCUCACUGCAGGAUGCGCUUACAGGUAUAAAUAA
Messenger RNA from Microthlaspi erraticum, 255 nucleotides. Lineage: Eukaryota; Viridiplantae; Streptophyta; Magnoliopsida; Brassicales; Brassicaceae. The record is from the annotation of a GenBank genome assembly.